This is a messenger RNA of Labeo rohita (rohu), 5929 nucleotides long. RefSeq names its product cGMP-dependent 3',5'-cyclic phosphodiesterase (gene pde2a). Gene Ontology annotation, biological process: negative regulation of receptor guanylyl cyclase signaling pathway; regulation of mitochondrion organization; cGMP catabolic process. Lineage: Eukaryota; Metazoa; Chordata; Actinopteri; Cypriniformes; Cyprinidae. The transcript is spliced from 30 exons. Gene Ontology annotation, molecular function: 3',5'-cyclic-AMP phosphodiesterase activity; 3',5'-cGMP-stimulated cyclic-nucleotide phosphodiesterase activity; protein homodimerization activity. The record is from RefSeq and is a predicted model, not a curated record. The coding region runs from base 211 to 3054 and encodes 947 amino acids. Gene Ontology annotation, cellular component: perinuclear region of cytoplasm; mitochondrial matrix; mitochondrial outer membrane.
GCGCCCAACCCACUCCACUCAGGGAGAGAGAGAGAUACACACAGAGACAGAUACACAGGCACGCGUCCGUCCGUCUCUCUCAGCUCAUCAUCAGCAUCAUCUCUAAUCUCUCACCGGCAGCGGGAAACCCGUCAUCCUCUUCCUCCUCUUCCUCCUCCUCACCGCGAUCAUCAGUGACUCCUGGUACCGGCGUCUCCGGCACAAUGCGAGAUGGGUCAGGCGUGCGGACACUCGCUGCUCUGCCGUAGCCAACAGUACCAGAACCCGGCGGCGGCCGAACUACGCGGACAGCAAGUGUUCCUGAGAGCCGACGACACACCUGCCGCUGUCCUGCACUCCCUACAGGAUGCAUUGCUUCAGUUGGCCUCCGUUGUUGACGUCAGCAGCCUUCAGACGACCAUCAAAGAUGUGCUCAGAGUCGUCCUGCCAAAUGUGGAGUGUGUGUUCGUGUACCUGUUGGAGGCGGAGUCUCGGCUGCGGUGUGAGGAUCCGCCCCACGAGGUGCCGUCAGAGGGCAAACUCAGAGAUGCGGUGAUCCAGCAGAAGAGAUUGCAGUGCUCCGGCCUGUCGUCAGCAGAACUACACCAGAAACAAACGACAGCGCUCACCGCACCGCUGCCGCCACACAAACGAGCGCUCAUCAUUCCUCUGGUGGACCGUGAUGAAGGGAAGGUGAUCUGUCUGAUUCUGCUCUGCUGUAAACCGCUGACAGAACAAGAUGAACAAAACCUCAACAUCCUGGAGAAACAUCUCACCGUGGCUUGUAAGCGAGUCAGAGAUGUUCAGAGAUGCUCCAAACGGCCAUACGCUCAAUCCCACAAUGCACCAGCGGAGCCCAAAGCCAGCGCACAGCCGGAGGACUACAGAGAGCUCGACCGCAAGAUCCUACGGCUGUGCGGCGAGCUGUACGAUCUGGACGCCGCCUCCCUCCAGCUGAAAGUCAUCAAUUAUUUGCAGACAGAAACUCAGUCGCAGUGCUGCUGUUUACUGCUCGUGUCUGAAGACAAUCACCAACUAUUCUGUCAGGUUGUCGGUGAUAAAGUUUUGGAGGAGGAAAUCAGUUUUCCACUUAUGUUCGGUCGCUUCGGGCAGGUGGUGGAGACAAAGAAAUCCAUUACACUACAGGACGUCAGCCAGGAGGAGCGCGGCUUAUUGAGCAGCAUGUUGGGGUUCGAGCCGAACUCGAUGCUGUGUGUUCCUGUCAUCAGUCAAGCCACCGGACAGGUGGUGGCGCUGGCGUGUACCUUCAACAAACUGGGCGGACAGAGGUACAUGGAGGCGGAUGAGCAUGUGAUCCAGCACUGUUUCUGUUACACGUCGACGGUUCUCACCAGCACACUGGCCUUCCAGAAAGAGCAGAAACUCAAGUUUGAGUGUCAGGCUCUGCUGCAAGUGGCUAAAAACCUCUUCACGCACCUCGAUGACGUGUCAGUAUUACUGCAGGAGAUCAUCGUGGAGGCCAGAAACCUGAGCAACGCUGAGAUAUGUUCUGUGUUCCUGUUGGAUCGGGUCAGUCAUGAGCUCGUGGCCAAAGUGUUCGAUGGAGGAGUCGUGAACGAUGACGAGAAGGAGUUUCGUAUCCCGGCGGAUCAGGGCAUCGCCGGUCACGUCGCCACCACUGGGAAAAUCCUCAACAUCAAGGAUGCGUAUUCCCAUCCUCUGUUUUACCGCGGUGUGGACGACAGCACGGGAUUCAGGACGCGGAACAUCCUCUGCUUCCCCAUCAAAGAUGAAAACGAAGAGGUGAUCGGAGUGGCAGAACUGGUGAACAAAACCAACGGGCCGUGGUUCAACCGUUUCGAUGAGGAUCUGGCAACGGCGUUCUCCAUCUACUGUGGCAUCAGCAUCGCUCAUUCUCUGCUGUAUAAGAAGGUGCAUGAGGCUCAGUUCCGCAGUCAUCUGGCCAAUGAGAUGAUGAUGUACCAUAUGAAGGUGUCUGAGGAGGAGGUCACCAAACUCCUGCACUCUGGCAUCGAGCCGGUCCAGAAAAUACACCCGGACUUCGCCGAGUUCACGUACACGCCGCGCUCUCUGCCCGACGACAGCACGCCGAUGGGCAUCUUGAGCAUGUUUGAAGACAUGGGCUUCACAAACACCUAUAAGAUCGAUCUGCACACAUUAGCCAGGUUUUGUCUGAUGGUGAAGAAGGGCUACAGAGACCCGCCGUAUCACAACUGGAUGCACGCCUUCUCCGUCUCACACUUCUGCUACCUGCUUUACAAGAACCUACAACUGUCCAACUACCUCGAAGAUAUAGAGAUUCUGGCCCUCUUCGUGUCCUGCAUGUGUCACGAUCUGGACCAUCGAGGAACCAACAACUCCUUUCAGGUGGCUUCGCAAUCCGUCCUGGCGGCCCUUUACAGUUCAGAAGGAUCUGUGAUGGAGAGACAUCACUUCGCUCAGGCCAUCGCCAUCCUCAACACACAAGGCUGCAACAUCUUUGAGAAGUUCUCUAGAAAGGACUAUCAGCGGAUGUUGGAUCUGAUGCGAGACAUCAUCCUGGCCACAGAUCUGGCUCAUCACCUGAGGAUCUUCAAGGACCUGCAGAAGAUGUCUGAUGUCGGUUAUAACCCGAAAAAUCGAACCCAUCGCAGUCUGCUGCUGUGCCUCCUCAUGACCUCCUGUGACCUCUCAGACCAGACCAAGGGCUGGAAAACCACCAGGAAGAUCGCGGAGCUGAUCUAUAAAGAGUUCUUCUCUCAGGGUGAUUUGGAGAAGGCGAUGGGAAACAGGCCAAGUGAGAUGAUGGACCGUGAGAAAGCCUACAUCCCUGAACUCCAGAUCAGCUUCAUGGAGCACAUCGCCAUGCCAAUAUACAAGCUCCUGCAGGAGAUUUUCCCGCGUUCGGCCGAGCUGUACGAGCGUGUGGCUGCCAACCGUGAGCAGUGGACUAAAGUCUCGCACAAGUUCACCAUCCGCGGGCUGCCAAGCAACAACUCGCUGGACUUCCUGGACGAGGAGUUCGAGCUGCUGCAGUCUCAGGGAGCCUUCGGAGACGAUUCGCACCGCAUGAACGGUUGCCUCGACGACGACUGUGACAAAAACGACCAAUGAUGUCGCUAGGGCAAAGGUCACCUGACGGAUUCCGUCUUGGUAAAAUUCCGUAGUUACCUACGAGGCUUUGAGGAAAGGUUCGUUGUCACCUUUUUGCCAUUGCCAUGGAGACGGGUUUUGCUCGAUGAAGGACGAUGGAUGGUGUUGCGCAGUCGGCAGUGUGUGUAAUGUACGCAAAUGUUUGGACUGAAAAAAGUUAUAUUCUCAGUGGCCCUGUUGUUAUAGCUAAACAUUUUAUUCUAAAUGCAAAAAUCAUAUUUCACCUAAACAACUACUCAUAUGAAAUGUAACAAUUCUAGCAGCCCAAUGUUACAUUUUUAAAAGCUGUAACAAUUACAGGUGUCUAGUGUAAGAUUUUUAAAACUUGCAACAAUUCCAGUUUCCUGGUGUUAGUGUUACAUUUUUUAAACUAGUGACAAUUCCAGCAGCCCAGUGUUACAUUUUUAAAACUUGCAACAAUUCCAGUUUCCUGGUGUUAGUGUUACAUUUUUAAAACUUGUAACAAUUCUAGAAGCCUGGUGUUACACUUUUAGAACUUGUAAUAAUUCCAGCUGCCUGGCGUUACAUUUUUAUACAACUUGUAACAAUUACAACAGACUAGUGUUAUAGUUUUAGAACUCUAACAAUUUAAGCAGCCUGGUGUUUUGUUUUUUUUGAAAAAAAAAAUUGUAGCAAUUCCAGCAGCUUGAUGUUACGUUUUUAGAACUUGUAGCACUAGCAAGCUGGAAUGAUUACAUUGUUAGAACUUGUAACACUAGUCAAAUAGAAAUAUUACAAACUUGUAACAAUUCCAGCAGCCUGGUGUUAUAUUUUUAGAACUUGUAACAAUUUCUGUAUUUGUGUUACAUUUUUAGAACUUGCAACACUAGCCAGCUGGAAUUAUUACAUUUUUUAAAAUUGUGAAAGUUCUGGGUGCCUGGUGUUACAUUCUUAAAAUUUGUAACAAUUUCAGCAGCCUGAUGUUACAUUUUUAGAACUUUUAACAAUUUUAGCAGCCUGCUGUUACACUUUUAGAACUUAGAAAUAAUUCCAGCAGCCUGGUGUUACAUUUUUAGAACUUGCAACACUAGCCAGCUGGAAUGUAUUACAUUUUUAGAACUUGUAAUAAUUCUGGGAGCCUGGUGUUACAUUUUGAAAACUUGUAACAAUUCCAGCAGCCUGGUGUUACAUUUUUAGAACUUGUAAUAAAUGUAGCUGGCUGGUGUGACAUUUUUAGAACUUGUAACAAUUCCAGCAUCCUGGUGUUAGUGUUACACUUUUAAAACUUGUAACAUUUCCAGCAGCCUGGUGUUACAUUUUCAGAAUGGUUUUGUCAUAGUUAUUUUGUUACACAUCCACGCAGAAGCUCAUUUAACUACUACAAGGAAAACUAAGCCACUGUUUCCAUUUCUGCGCCCUCAGCGUACAGAAAUCGUCAGACGAAACAGAUCUUUGGUUAAUUAAUUUUUUGCUUUCAACCAAUUUCGCCCCUCAGACAUCAGUUCUCCCUGUUUACACAGAAAAACGCAACACAACAACAUUUCUCCGUUCCCAUAAUCCCAAACCCCAAAACAAUCAUUGAAAAUCUCAGUCAAGCAAGCAGCGGCUGGCGGCCAGAGAGCGAUUAGAGCGCGUGUGCGACGACAGGCGUGAAAACACACGAACCCCGGAGACCUUCUGAGACAUCUGCUGGGCUCAGACGCGCCCGUCCAGACGGGACGCGGCCCGCCGUGGAGGAACUGUCUGAAUCUGUACAUAUAGUUGUGUGUUUUAAAGGGCUACGGCGCCCUCACACUUUUCUUUCUCAGGAUGGCAGAAUGUGUGCGUCAAAUGGAUCUUGCCUUACAAAUGUUUGCGUUGCCUUCCUGAGUGACUUUAACAGAGAUCUAUGUAUAAAACGUUCAGCCUAUCUAUGUACAGUUCUCAAGCUACAUGGAUAUAUAGAGAUAUCUAUUUGCCGUGUGUAAAUGUGUGUUUGCACAGGUGUGACUGUAAGUGCAUUUGCCAAAAUCUGCAAUGGACAGAAAACAAAGAGAGUGAUGUCAGUUUUAUGAAAAAUGUCAGUUUGCUUGUAUUAGUUUGUCCCACACGGUCGCUAACAUUAACCUGCAGUGGAGUGUGAAUUUCCCAAAAACUGUUUCAACGCAAAAUCAAAAUAAUAAGGUAAGUUAUGGAAAAAUUAUAGUUUUUUUUUCUUUUUGAAUUAGAGUUUAUACAUAUAUAUAAAAACGUCUUAAUGCAUUUUUUUUUUACAUUGACCCCUGAUUUUUGACUGUAAAAUGACUAAGUUUGAGAUUUCAGAAAAACCAGCUCUGCUUUGUCAGCGACAACAAACCACAAGCGUUAACUACUGUUUCCAGAGAUCCAAACAUGAACCUUCAUUCUUCAAGACUUACUCAAGAUGCUUUCAGGAAAAACUUCUGAAGUGUUGUGUUUUAUAUAUUUAUGAUAAUUCAUCAGUCAAGUGUUACAGUUACAGAACGUUACAAAUAAAAUGUAACCAUGUGAGGGAACGUUAUGGAUUUCUGGCUUGAACAUUUAAUUUUUCUAAUAAUUUCUGCUGUAUUUGAAAGAAAAAAAAUAUAUAUUUAAAAAAAAAAAAAAGACUUCAUGCUGGCAGUCAACUUUAAAUUAAAUGCUUUCUUAUAGAGUUUCCUAUUUCUCCAUUGUAUUUUAAGUUAAUAAUUAUUACAGAUAUGAUGCUAUUGUUUUCUUGUGCAAUAAGUGGUUUUUGCGUCGCCUCGUGUACAUAACAUCCAUUUCUAAAUUAUUACUUUUUACACACACUUUGAUUUAAUGAAUCUAUUUUCUGGUAUUUGUACCCGUUUGUACCUGUAGGUGACGGUAAAUAACAUUGUUUUUCUUUGGUUUGGAAUAAAAACAUUCUCUCGUGCCA